CGUCUCGAGGGGCGGAGUCACUGGACGCGAAGCAGGAGCAGCAGGAGCCGUGGCUCGUUUAGUGACAUCGUUAAGGAACGGCUUGGUGGUUUAAUCAUGCCUAUGAAGGGAAGGUUCCCUAUACGGCGGACACUGGAGUAUCUGCAGAAAGGAGAAGUCGUGUUUAAACAAUCUGUGAAGAUUAUGACUGUGAAUUAUAACACGCAUGGAGAUCUGAGUGAAGGAGCAAGGAAGUUUGUUUUCUUCAAAAUCCCUCAAAUCCAGUACAAAAACCCCUGGGUUCAGAUAAUGAUGUUCAAGAACAUGACUCCCUCGUCCUUCCUCCGGUUUUACCUCGAUAAUGGAGAGCAAGUGUUGGUGGAUGUAGAAGGAAAAGACCACAAAGAAAUCACGAACCACGUGAGGAUGAUUCUCGGAAAGUCAAAUACGGUUCUUGAAGCUGAAGCUCUGGCCAAAAUGGAGUUUUCUAACCCUGCUAACUUUGGGCCCAAGAAGUAUUUCUUGCGGGAGUGCAUCACUGAAGUGGAGGGUCAAGUCCCUCAUCCUGGUUUGGUCCCGCUUCCCAAAGAGAUGACUGGAAAAUACAAGGCUAAGAUGUCUGCAGCCUCUGAGGAGUAGAGCGUGGGAUGAAUGGGAAAAAACAUCUUGGAAGCUUAAAAGAAAUCUGAAUGGUCCAUAAACUUGUUUUUGUUGUGUGUGAUGAAUAUGAUUUGAUAUUUGUGACUUUUUUUUAACUUUGAACAUUGAUCCUGGAGGGCCGGUUUAGCUCCAACCCUGAAAAACCCUGGGAGGAAAAAACACCUGACUUUAUCCAGAAGAAGAAAUAAAUGAUCUGGUGCCCUGCUCUGACUCUGACUCGCUAUGGAAAGCAGACUUGUUUUAGAAACUUGCAAAAAUAAACCCAUUUGAUCAUUUA
This is a messenger RNA of Puntigrus tetrazona (Sumatra barb), 916 nucleotides long. RefSeq names its product mitochondrial ribosomal protein S25 (gene mrps25). The transcript has 4 exons. Gene Ontology annotation, molecular function: structural constituent of ribosome. Gene Ontology annotation, cellular component: mitochondrion. The record is from RefSeq and is a predicted model, not a curated record. NCBI's taxonomy places the organism in Eukaryota, Metazoa, Chordata, Actinopteri, Cypriniformes, Cyprinidae. Bases 97 to 618 code for a protein of 173 amino acids.